AUGAGCUUGGCCUCUGCACAGGCUCUGGGCAGCGGUCUCUCUCUUCAGGAGGCACAGAGACAGGAGGUUCAGGCAGAGCUGCAGCUACUCCAGUGUUGGGGCGAGGGAGCCUUGGGCAUGGGGAUGGAGCUGGACGUGGCGAACAAACGCCACGAGAUGGAGGAUGCGGAGGACCAAGAGAAGGAGCGGGACACGAAAUGGGCCAGACCGGAAUCCAAGGGUGGUUUCGGCCGGGGAGGGCGCGGAAAGGGCAACCAGCAGGGCCAGCCCAAGAAUCCAGGCCCUCGCAGACAGCCGAUUCGCAGAUCGACAGAGGCAGACACCAGAGCCCCGGAGGGAAUGAUGUGGCUGCUGGGCAAACUCCUUCUACGCCACGAGGACCAAAUGGGAAUAGACAGGACUCAGAACGGCUUUGUCAUGUUCUUCAAGAAAGAGAGUGCUCUCUCUCUGGUUCUUUUGUUCGUGCAGAAAUCUCAGCACUGGCACGCCCUGAAAGAGCAGAAGCAGGAGAAGAUGGACGAGAUUGCAAUGCCUCUGAGGUCCUUCCUACUGCACACCAUGCUGGAGACUCUCGUGAAGAGAAUCAAGGAUACAGUGAAGAACGAGGAGCAGCUGAAGACAGCCACCACCCUACAGGUGUUCUUGCCGAAGGAGGGAGAUCUAGAGCUUCGCAUCCCCUUCUUGAGCUACAAUCCCGAGACCAAGGCUCUGGUACCCCGUCAGGAUCAGGAGCCCAUCUACGUCUCCAAGAUGCUCGAGAAGCUGCAACUACUCCAGAAGCAGUGUCUCUGUCCUCUGGCCAUCAUGCGCUUCCAUUCCACCCAGCGCCUCAAUGGCCCACUUCAAGGACCCACGGUCCCCUUCCUCCUCCAGGUGGGUUUUCGGUCGCCGGAAGCGGCCGAGCUCUAUCUGAGCCCUCCGAUCACUGGCCAACUCAGCAAUCUGGCAGCUGGUGGGCGGCUCCUUGCGCCCAGAGAAGAUGGGCCGCUCAGCCCUUGCAGCCGAGCUCGCCCGUCGCCUGCAGGGGUCCUGCACUCAGACUGCCUCUAUGUCCAGACACCUGCGCUACUCCGCAUCACGAAUUCCUCCAAUCACUGCUAUGCUAAUUCGGUUCUCUGCUGCCUUCAUUGGGCCAACCAAUUGAUUUGCUCCUGUAUGGCCCGUCCUCAGGUGAUAUGGUCUGAGGCCAUGCAUUCAGUUGUGCGGCGAAUGGUCACACAGGCGCCUGCUCCAGACCUUUGGUCCUCCCUUCAGUGGUCGCUUCUUCAUACUUCCUGGACCCGCCCACACUCUCAGCAUGAUGUGGCUGAGUAUCUUGUCUUCUGUCGCAGGUUUGUCAUUCCGGACCUGCUCAUGGGCAGGUGGCAAAACCGCCUUCUCAUUGCAGAUGACAACCAUCCCCGCUGCCAGGUGCGCGACUGUGGAGACGCAUGGCCCAUGAUCAAGCAGCUGCUGGUCUCACUGCCCUGUCAAGUUAAGGCUGAACUUGUGAUCGGGCUGCUGGGCUCAAAGAUGAAUGUUGCUCAGGUGCUUGGGUCCUUUUCUCAGGGCUUGAGCUUUGUGCUUCAGGGUUCCUCGACCAAUUGGUGGGGUCUUGCGUGCCCUGCACAUUGUGCGGGUUCGGUCACCUUGCUGAUUCUGGCCCUGAUCACAGGAACCUGCGCUGGAUUUGUCCUGGCCCUUUGGAUUUUCCGAUCAGCCCUCUUUGCUCCCUCGAUUCAUCCUCUCUUUGACUUGCCUGGAACUUCUGAUCCGGACGCCGUUGAUAGCCUCCGUCUGGCUAUCGAGGAGCUCGAGGAGGGCUCUGACAAUUGGGAGGUCGUGGACGACGGCCCUGCCUCCUCAUCUUCCUUUCCGGGCCCUCGGGUCGGGGAUCCCUUGCCUGGGGCUGGACUUCAGGCCGGUGCGGUGCUCCGCGGAGACCAGAGGGUUCGAGUCUUCACAACCUUUGGCAAGUUCAAGCAUUUCACAGGGCCUUUGGAAGGCAGCGGAGGCCUGACUUUGGACUGGCCGGCCGUGCCUCCCCGGUCUUGCGUUUUCGUGCCUCUUGUGGCCCGUCAGGGAGGUAUUUUGGCAGCCGUAGCUGCAGACCUUGCCGAAGAGCAGGAGGAUGGCUCCCUGGCUCCCACAGGGCCGGUGGAGGUGGCUUCUUUCGACCCCGCGAGUCCUCACCUGCAGCUCCACCACCCUGCGGCCCUUCAGCUUGCUCGCACCUGGAUUGCCUCCGAGGAGGGUCCCGCUCCUUCGGAGGCGCCCAAGCGCCGCCCAGCUCCGAAGCCCAAGAGGCAGACCAACGCUCAGCUGGCCGAUCAGCUGAACAGCCUGGUGGAAAUGCUUCCCACGUUGACCCGCCAAGUCCAGGAGGAGGACUUAGGAGAGCUUGGGCUGGACGAGGCCACAGGAGUAGGCCAACAGGCCUUGAGACGGCUUGCUCCUUCAGAGCCGGCCCCGCAGAGCCGCGAGGAUUUGGUGUCCCGAAGGCCGCUGUUCACUUUAUAUGCGGAGCGCUUCGGAGGGUUUGGUUCUCAACGCGGUUUAGGGAGAAUGUUCUGGCUCGUCUGCAAUAUCCUGGACGCUAUGGUGGCCGGAGAUCACACAGGAGCCGAGGAGAUGGCUGCCCUAGCGGCAAUAGCCAUAGAACAGGCAGCUCAGGAUGCAGGGUCAUGGGACGUGGCAUACCUUUUGACUUUGAUGGAGGAUCCACCUCACCAGCUCUUUGCUCACCGGCCACAGUCUCAGAAUCCCCGUCUUCGAGCUUUCGGGGGCCUGACGCCACAGCCUUGGGCCACAACCACUUUGUCGUACAUCCGCGAGAUCGACACGAUUCAGUCGAGAAGGACGGAGGCCACGUCUUCGAAGGCAAAGGCCGGAGCCCAGGACACCGAGACCCCAGCCAAGCCAAAGAGGAGCCUGCCCAGAAGGCUGCUGGGGUUGACCCUCCUUUUCUUCCUGGGCCGCGGGUCCCGUGUCGCUGCGAGGCGGGUUGCGCAUGUUGCUGUGAUGGCUUGCAACUUCCUCUUUGCCGGGGCCUCUCCUGUGCCACUCCGUUUGCUGACCCACCGGCCAAACAAAGCCCAGGCUUCGGCCAUUGCAUAUGUGUACAAGCUUUGUAGGGCGUGCGGUGCCGUUGAGCCUUUUGUCGUUGGCUCAGCUGGGCGCCGAAAUCUCAACCUUCUCUCUUCCCUCGGGCAAUUGUGCGAUGCCCUCACUGUGGCCGGUCCCUCUGGUGACCCCUACGGGCCCCUUUUCCAUGGCGUCGCACCUUCUCAGCUCUCCGAGGUCUUGCAGGACACUCCUGCCUGCGGGGACGGUCAGUGGGACCCUGUCCCUUUCCUCGGCACGGAUCCUGAUCUGCAGAUGGCAUGCCUUGAGCCCGACUUGCUUCUCACUUCUCUCACUCCCAAGCCCGAGGAGGUGCCUGAUCUCACCCGGGAGGACCCUCAGGAAGCGCUCCUCCUCGCGCUCAAGUGGGCCGACAAAGAUCUCCUCUAUCUGAAAGAGGAUUACGGUGAUCAAGUGUCGGAGUUCGACGCAGUCCGGGUUUUCAACUGCUCUAAGAACAGCGAGUGUGAUCGCCAGAUUGGUGACCGGCGAGCCCGAAAUUUUCGGGAGCGUCGGCUCCGUGGUCCCAGCGUUUCCUUGCCAUGUGGACCUGUACUUCUGGGCAUGUACGCCAACCCUGCCACCACUACGGCCAGGAUCGCCAUAGCUGAUCGUAAAGAUUUUUAUCAUCAGCUGGGAGUAGGCCCUCGAAAAGCCAGGCACAAUGCGUUGUAUCCGGCCUUACCGUCCGAAGCUUUGGUCGGCACCGUCGCUUUCGCUGACUUGGUCUCCAGACGCUGUGCUCCUUCCAAGCGGGCAUCACUCCUUUGUGCCCCCCGGGACUGCGGCAAAGUCGUUGCAUGUUUUCAGGCCAUCUUUCAAGGCGACCACCUGGGAGUGGAGAUAGCCACGUGUGCCCACAGGAACCUCCUAAAGGAGAACGGUUUGUUAGGAGGGACCGAGGAGCUGCUUGCCACACAGGUUUUUCCUGAAGGUUCGGUCUUCCAAGGCUUGGUGAUAGACGACUUCUACUGCGUGUCACUUGAAAGCCCUGGCCUCCCUCCAGAGAGUUCGGCCGCCGUCCUUCGUCUUGACCAGGCCCUUGGCAUUUAUGCGAAGGACUCUCUGCUUGGCUCCUCUGAGAAGGAUGUGCGAGGGGCGGAUUGCGCGAAAAUCGCAGGGGCCGAACUUGAUGCCAGUGUUGGCACCCGGCGAGCUGGCAUGAUCCUUGCUGGGAGUCCUCGCUCAAAGCGUCUUUCGCUCGCCUCGAUUUCCCUUUCUCUUGCCAGCCUUCCUGCAACCAGUCCUGAACUUCAGUCAUGCCUUCUUGGGGGCUGGGUUUCGGCUUUCAUCUACCGGCGUCCUUUGAUGGCCGUCUUCGCAAAGUCUUUCGGUCUGGGCUCCUCUUCGAGGGAUGCCGCCUUGGAUUCUGCGUCCGACCUUGUUGACCACAUGCAUGAGGACAGGCUUCAGGCAGGCGAGCUUUCUCAUGACGGCCGUGUUGAGGAGGAGGCUUACGAACCUCAGGGCCGCGGCUGGGUUGUCGGGCCCAUUCUGCAUUUUGAUUUCUCCCCGCAUUAUGACGUUAAGGGCCUCGAAUUUUACCGCUGGCUCCUUCAUUUGCUGAAAUUCCGGUCCUUGAUGUUAGCACCGUCUCUUGCAUGUUCGGUGACCCAGGGCACGGGCCAACUGUUCCUAUCCAUGGCGGGGCUGCCUCUUUGCCUGGUCUCGCCGGUGCCAUUGCGGAUGUUUUCUCGAGGGGCCUCUGCCGAAGGCUUCAGCAACUCGAUUGCUUCGACCUUGAGGCCUUUGGUCAAUGAUCUUGCGCUUGGCCUUGAGUGGCAGAAGGUGUCAGCCUGGCACUGGACAAAAGCCUCUCAUAUCAACUGCUUGGAGACUGAGGCUUAUUUGAGGCUCUGCCAGAAAAAGGUCUCCAUCCACUGCCCUGAUGAAGAUUCUCCGGAAGGUCUCAGCAACCUCUUUAGGCCUUCCUUGCUUUCUUCUACUGAGUCUGGGCUCAUCGCUGCCCUUCCGAGGCUUGGCCGCUGGGCUUCGAAUUGGGACCGUUACGCCAAGAUGCCUUCCCUGACCUAUGUUCCUCCUCCUUUUGGGCUACAGCUGAGAUUGGGCAGGCCGCUUCCUUCUGGCCGACCAGUUGAGCGAGUCACUCAGAGGAAUCGCGACAAGCUCUGGGCAGGCUUCCUGUCCUGGGCCAGCCAACAAGGAAUUCCAGAGGGUCUUUUUGAUGAGGGUCCCUUUGUUGAUGUCGACAGCAUCAAUGCAGUUCUGGCGAAGUUUGGCAGAGAGCUUUAUGCUGCUGGGAGGCCUUACAGCCACUUUUCUGAAACUGUUAACGCUUUGGCGUCCCGGCUGCCAAAGGUCCGAAGGCUCUUACAACCUGCUUGGGAUGUUGCUUUUCAAUGGCAAAGGAUGGAACCACAUGUUCACCAUCAAGCUAUGCCUUGGCAAAUCCUGCUUGCUCUUCUGGCUUCUGCCCUCUGUUGGGGAUGGCUGGACGUGGCAGGUAUCCUGGCACUAGCUUGGGGAGGCCUUGCUCGGAUAGGCGAGGUCUUCGCGGCAAAACGGGGUGACCUUGUCCUCCCAGAAGACACUGGUGAGUCUUCUGGCUACAUACUUUUGUCUGUUAAGGAACCGAAGACAAGGAACACUGCCGCUCGACAUCAAGCUCUUCGCCUUGACCAACCUCAGCUUGUCGAGCUCGUUGCUUUGGCUUUUCGGAGGAUGGUGCCCCUCCACAAACUUUGGCCAAUGUCUCCGAGCUCGUUCCGAAGUCGCUUUGCAAAACUCGUUUCCGUUCUGCAGCUUGACCUUUUGGAGGGCACAGGCAUCAAGCCCCUCGAUUUAGGCUCUUUGCGAGCCGGCGGGGCGACAUGGUUAUUGCAAGCAACUGAAGAUGGAGAGCUGGCUUCCGAAGCCGGUGAAAGAAAGAGUCCUUCUGGCAGCUUCUUCUUUCCCGUCAAUGCUAAAGCAGGCUUCGAGCUUUGUGGCUUCUGGUUUUCCUGGGCACACUUGGCCGGUGACUUGUGCAACAGCGCACUUGUACCACUGUUCGAGGAGGCUGAACUUGUGAUCGGGCUGCUGGGCUCAAAGAUGCCCUCCCGCCACGCCCGCCUACCAACGGCCGGUGACUUGUGCAACAGCGCACUUGUACCACUGUUCGAGGAGGUGCAAAACGACGUUCUGUUUAGUACCACGGCAAAUGGGGCCAAGGAUGUCACGCGUGUGCUGCCGGAUCCCCGCAUCUUGCUACCAUGCUUUCAGCAUCGCCCUCUUCCGCAUGACUCCGCCCUUACUGUCCGAUACUGCGAGUAUCAACUGAUUGCAGUGAUUUCACAUGAGGGUCUAAAUGCAGCCUCCGGUCACUACCGUGCCCUCCUCUGCACAUAUCCUCCGGAUGCGGAACCGACCUUCUGGCAAUGCGAUGACUCAAAAGAGCCGAUCAUCCAGUCCGAGAUGUUUUCGCAUACCUUGACCACUGGAUAUUUGUAUUUCUACUGCCGUACCAUGCAGUCUACAGCGGGAUGGGAUGCUUUGACCGAGCAGACAAGAGACUCCGUCGCGUGCGUUUUUCUUUGCAAGCCGGAAGAUGGUCUCAGCCUCAGUGCACAGAUCUUGUUUCCACAGCAGUCAGCCUUUGUUGCUUCUUCGAAAGACUGGGCACUUGGGCCGCUUUUCGUGGGAGGCUUUGGCCGUCAUUGUCCGGAUCCCGACAACGAGACCUUUUGUUUGUGUUACAAGAUCUAUGGCCAGUCGAAGCCGUGGGGCUGCUAUUGGUACAAGCGGUGGAAGGAGAAUGUUCAGAGGGCGGUAGAGCAGAAGCAGCGGCUGAAGGCUGUGUUCUUUGCUGGUCAAGUCGGCAUGGGCAAGGUUGACAUGGCGGAUCUGCCCAUGGUGGACCUUUGGAAUGGGAUCGGACUAGGGGGCUCUCAAAAGGCUGAACUGGCUACGGCUGACGAAGAGGGAUGGCAGUACGACGAGGUCGACGUUUCCACACUGCUCGAAGCAGCAUUCCCAAAGGGUGCAGAAGUCGAUGCUUGGUGCGAUGAUGCAAAAUCGUGGCGAAGGGGAAGGAUUGAGAAGUUCAGGAAGGACUUGAGCAAGGAUGGUCAGAAACAGGUAUGCUGGACAGUGCGAUGCGAGACGGGUGAUGCGAUCGACACGUAUCACGUGAUGGACGCUGUCAUGUCCAUGCGCCGGGUCCUGGACUGUCUCGGUCCACGGCUUAGCUGUCUAAGUGUUAGCAUUUCAGCUGUGGCCAUAUAUCAGGUGCAUCCCCGGACCACUGCCACUCGCUCGCAACUGCCACCCACCACCACCUCCACCCGCGUCCGCUGA
This is a messenger RNA of Symbiodinium sp. CCMP2592, 7398 nucleotides long. NCBI's taxonomy places the organism in Eukaryota, Dinophyceae, Suessiales, Symbiodiniaceae. The record is from the annotation of a GenBank genome assembly.